Oncorhynchus nerka (sockeye salmon) is the source of this 6215-nucleotide messenger RNA. RefSeq names its product interleukin 17 receptor E-like (gene il17rel). NCBI's taxonomy places the organism in Eukaryota, Metazoa, Chordata, Actinopteri, Salmoniformes, Salmonidae. Gene Ontology annotation, molecular function: interleukin-17 receptor activity. The record is from RefSeq and is a predicted model, not a curated record.
GGGGCUUUUGUCUCUCUUGUCUGUGAACCAUCUACUACACUACAACCAUCCCUUACUGGAAGAGGCACAGUGACAGACAGGGUUAGCUACAGACCAGCCGCCUGCCUCACACAGCUAGAGUACAAUACCAAACCAGCAUACCUGAAAGAAGACAUCUCCCAACCAAACUUUGAACAGACUUCAGCACUAUAGUGAGGUCGCAGGACUGGGAGUGAAGAUGAUUUUAACUACUAUAUUGAUGGUGUCUCUCUAUGGGCUCUCUCUGGCCCAAGGGGAAGGAAUGGAAAGGAUCCAGGAAUGUAAAACCAGAUGCUCCAAGGGCCUCCAUUGCAAAAGUAAAACCCACUAUUCCUUUGCCCCAUGCAGGACCCAGAAAGCAGGCCUCAACACCAGUGUUCUCUUCCACAACGUCAGCCUGUCCACAGUGAUGAGGUGUGAGGGGAAACAGAAGUGCUCUCUUCACUUUCGAGUUCACACUGCUCUUCAGCUCAGUGAGCACAUCCAUGGCGUCUCCAUAUGCACUGUCACCGCAGGGAUGAUGUUGGAAAUCUGUAGGCUCGUCAGCUUCCCCAGAGUAGCCAGAGAGAGACUGGAGGGACAGCAGUUGGAGGUUCAGAAUGACUGCUCUGAGGUGUGGCCAGGUCAAUACGUUCACGUCACUCUAAAGACAAAUCCAAGCUACUGUGGAGUCACCUGGACAAGCACUUACCAAGUCCCAGAAUGUAGCAGCAGAGAUCUUCGGAGUAACAUUCCAGAAUGCAUCACUGGGAGGCUAGCGUACACUGUGGACUCAGACAGAAAGGAGCUGGCUGUGUCUGUCUCAGACAUGUUGGAGGAUAAAGACUAUCACCUGAGACUGUGUCACAGAAAAGACUACACCUGUAGAGACACAGGGGCCAACGCACUGAUCAGAAAGGAGGAUGUGCUGAAGAAUACUACUCUGCAGUAUUCUACACCGUUGCCCUGUCUCUGCAUCGAGGGCUGGUGCCACUCUGAUGCACCCAGAGUUCAAGUCUUUCCCUUCAGAGACAAUCUGGAGGAGUUGUGGUCCGGCAUUAACUUUGACCCGGUGGAGGAGUUGCUGUCAUGGGAACCGGUGUGUCCUGUUGUUGCGGUGAUCUCACUGUGCCAAAAACAAGGGGACGAUGAGUGUGACGAUCUGGCUGGUUCAUCACAGACCCUCAACAGGGAGAAGGUAACAUUCUCCAAGGUGGAUCCACACCCACAGCUUUGCAUGAAGUUUACCACAGAUUCUGGAUCCUGGAUCCGGUGCCCCUUUGCAGAUGGGAGUUUCCAAGCUUGGGACCUGGGUGUCGACCAGCUGGGGCUGGUUUUAACGUCACGGGUCAGAGCACCCCUCUCUCUUCAUGUGUGUGUGAAGACGGGGACCUCUGCAUGCCACCCAGAACACACACUCCCUGUAGAUGUGGAGAAAUCUGCUAAUCUCAACCUGACUGUGGACGUAUGCCUACCAAACACCUGUGUCCAGGUGAAGAGGCUUAACGUAAAGUAUGCUGUCACCAUCCUUCAUUGCCAUAUACGAUGCUUGGACCUAGCUGAUGCCCGUGCCCGUGCCCCUGCAAUGGUUGGGCAAACUCCGGCCUUGCAAGGCUACUUGGAGCUGAUCUGGGUAGUGGUGCCAGCUGUGGCCUGUCUCACUGCUGCUGUCAUAGUGGCAGCUCUAGUCAUCAAAGCCCUAAUAACUGUUCACCAGAGGAGGCACAGAAAAGGACGGCAUGGGGUCUGUACAUUGAAACAACAAACAGAAUCUCAUGCUGUUGCUGUUGACCGCACCACCCCAGGACUCCAAGACCAGACUACUCUCCAUAAAGAGAUGCCCAUACCUUACACUCUUCCGUUUGAAAAUUGCGAAAGGGCUAACUUACUGCAGUUUUAAUUUAGUCUUAGAUUUAGUCUUAAAUUAGAUUUUAGCUUCGUUACAUUUUUGUCAUUUAAUCUUUCGUUAAUUUUUGUAAUUUUCAGUCGACAAAAACCCGAAACAAUUUCAGUCUAGUUUUAGUCACAUUUUAGUCUGCACAUUUCUUUUCUACAUUUAAAUAACUCAUAUUUACCUCUUACUUGCAUCAUGUGCACACUUAGCUCUGAAAAGCCCUUCUCUGUAGGAUAUUCAGCGGUUAACUUCGGUCACGACUGGCUCCAUGGGAACUACAAUCUUAGCUCUGUGUUUUAGCGUUUAGAAACGUCAAUAACCAUCAGAUGCAAAAUGGUAUCUGAGAGAAUGAAUCUUUCAAAUAAAAAAAGAUACACUUACUUACCCAGAUUUUCACAGAUCCAUAAGCUGUGUGUCUCCAGCCGGCAAACUACACUUCCGCUACACUUCCUCCCCAGUUAUUCUUACACACAAGUGUUUGGAGCAUGCUAGAUAGCUAAUGAGCACAGAUGUCUUCCGUAAAACAAUUGCUGUAACUUUGAGAUAUGGCCGUGUGGGAGCACCAAUCUUAACCCUAUAAAGGUGUAGUAAUUUAACCUUCACUUUAAAAAAAAAUCUCACUGAUAUGAAAGAUUCCUCAUGUUUCUAAAACAUUACCGCAAGCGAUGCGUGUUAACGUUCAGAGCGAACGUCGGGUCCCCAGGAAAAAUGUAGAUCCGAUUUUCUCCACAUAAUAACCAUCAGAGUUGGUUAAAUAACAAUGCUUUCCUUCAAAAUAGGAGAAUAUGAGCUUUCCCACAAUGCCAGAAGAUUACUAUACUUACUAUAUUACUAUACUCCUCAUAUUCAGCAAAAAUCAUUCGUUUUCCCAAUUGGAAAAAGCAACUGCACCUCGCUAUUGCCAACACAGAUUAAUAAAAGCGCACAUGGCACAAUAGAGCUUCUGAUGUGAUCAGAGCAAAAAUGACCAAAAUGAAAGCAGAGAUUUAAAAUACAUUAUUGUUUCUAAUUGAGGUUAGUUUGUUACAAUUUAAGUAUCCUGUCUGCGCAUCAGCUCAAAAGAGAGACCGAGAUUAGUGAUUAAAGUGACUGGGAGCUGUGUUUGUGGGAGAGCCAGAUCAAUACAACCAGCCCAUGCAACAGAAAGAUGUUAUCGGCUAAUGAGAGGAUUGCAUUAUAUAUUCUGCACAGGGAUGCAUGCUUAUAAUUGGACAAAACAGAUUUAAAGGAGUUUCAUGUGAAAUUGAAUGUCCAUUUGUCUCACGUGGAAUUCUCGCCUCGUUACAUUUUACAAUUAAAAGUAAUUGGUAAUAGUUAUAGUUUUUUUCCAGAGCAUUUAAUCUCAUCAUUAGUUUCAUCAGGAAAAAUAGGUUGUUGACUACAGAGAGCUCAAACACGAGAUGGCUCAAACACGAGAUGUAUGUGGCAGGGUCUACAGUCAAUCAUGGAUUUCAAAAAGAAAACCAGCCCCGUCAUGAACAUCAACAUCUUGCUCCCAGACAAAUUAAACAACUUCUUUGCUCGCUUUGAGGACAAUACAGUGCCACUGACACGGCCCGCUAGCAAAGCCUGUGGACCCCCCUCCAUUGUGGCCAACUUGAGUAAAACAUUUAAGCGUGAUAGCCCUCGCAAGACUGCCGGCCCAGACGGCAUCCCUAGCCGCAUCCUUACUGACAUAUUCAAUCAAUCCCUAUCCCAGUCUGCUGUUCCCACAUGCUUCAAGAUGGCCACCAUUGUUCCUGUUCACAAGAAAACUAAGGUAACUGAACUAAAUGACUAUCGCCCCGUAGCACUCACUUCUGUCAUCAUGAAGUGCUUUGAGAGACUAGUCAAUGAUCAUAUCACCUCCACCCUACCUGAUACCCUAGUCCCACUCCAAUUUGCUUACCGCCCCAAUAGGUCCACAAACGACGCAAUCUCACACUGCACACUGCCCUAUCCCAUCUGGACAAGAGGAAUGCCUAUGUAAAAAUGUUUUUCAUUGACUACAGCUCAGCAUUUAACACCCUAGUACCCUUCAAACUCGUCAUUAAGCUCGAGAUCCUGGGUCUUGACUCCGCCCUGUGCAACUGGAUCCUGGACUUUGACGGGCCGCCCACAGGUGGUGAGGGUAGGAAACAACAUCACCAUCCUGCCGAUCCUUAACACUGGGGCCCCACAAGGGUGCGUUCUCAGCCCUCUCCUGUACUCCCUGUUCACCCAUGACUGCAUGGCCAUGCAUGCCUCCAACUCAAUCAUCAGCAGACGACACUACAGUGUUAGUCUUGAUUACCAACAACGACAAGACGGCCGACAACGAGGAGGUGAGGGCCUUCGGAGUGUGGUGUCAGGAAAAUAACCUUUCACUCAACGUCAACAAAACAAAGGAGAUGAUCGUGAACUUAAGGAAACAGCAGAGGGAAGAGCCCCCUAUCCAUAUCGACGGGACAGUAGUGGAGAAGGUGGAAAGUUUUAUGUUACUCAGCGUACACAUCAUGGACAAACUGAAAUGGUCCACCCACACAGACAGCGUGGUGAAGAAGACGUAACAGCGUCUCUUCAACCUCAGGAGCCUGAAGAAAUUCGUCUUGUCACCUAAAACACUCACAAACUUUUACAGAUGCACAAUCGAGAGCAUCCUGUCUGGCUGUAUCACCGCCAGGUACGAAAACUGCUCCGCCCACAACCGCAAGGCUCUUCAGAGGGUAGUGUGGUCUGCACAAUGCAUCACCGGGGGCAAUAUACCUGCCCUCCAGGACACCUACAGCACACGAUGUCACAGGAAGGCCAAAAAGAUCCUCAAGGACAACAACCAUCAGAGCCACUGCCGGUUCACCCCGCUAUCAUCCAGAAGGCGAGGUCAGUACAGGUGCAUCAGCUGGGACCGAGAGACUGAAAAACAGCUUCUAUCUCAAGGCCAUCAGACUGUUAAACAGCCAUCACUAACAUAGAGUGGCUGCUGCCAACAUAGAGACUCAAAUCUCUGGCCACUUGAAUACAUUUAAUAAUGGAUUUAAUAAUGGUAUCACUCUUCACUUUACAAAUAGUCACUUUAAUAAUGUCUACAUAUCCUACAUUACCGGUACUCAUCUCAUAUGUAAAUACUGUAUUCUAUACCAUCUACUGCAUCGUGCCUAUGCCACAUGGCCAUUGGUCAUCCAUAUAUUUACAUGUACUUUUUCUUAUUCAUCCCUUUACAUUAGUGUGUAUAAGGUAGUCAUUGUGAAUUUGUCAUAUUACUUGUUAGAUAUUACUGCACUGUCGGAACUAGAAGCACAAGCACUUCACUACACUUGCUAACCAUGUGUAUGUGACCAAUAACAUUUUAUUUGGUUUGAUUAGUCCGCUAAACCAAAGUCUGGUUCCCCAAGCUACAUUGCCUAAGCUUCGCCUUAGCAGGCUAAAAUGUUAUUUUUGUUUAUACAAGACACCAGGUUUGAACCCCAUCGUUAACAGAGCGCCUGACAUGUCAAAAAUGUACAACUGCAGGUGGUGUUGUGUUUCUUUCCUGGUCCAAACCUCCAAGGAGCAAUUUGCAUACAGAUUGAAAAUGAAGAAAGAAAAGACAAUAGAACAUGGGCAGUUGUAACAUUUCUACAUUUCUACAUUGCAUUGACCAUUUUCUGUUAAUCAUUUUAGAAUUUCUGUUUACCGUUUCCAAUUUUCAAUCAACCAUUUUCAAUUUUCAUUUUAACAUUGCAAUUUUAUCGUGACAUGAAUCACGUGCAUCUACAUGAAAAUAUAAAUGCAUUUAUCAUUUUUGCGUAUCAAUUGAGCAUCUAAGCAUUGCAUUCUCGAAUUGAUCACCCUAGUAAUUAGUUGUUGACAAAAUUAACACUGACUUACUGACAUAAUUCACAGGCUGAACAUUGCACUUAGGCCUAAGCCUAAAUAGAUAGACUUGUUACAAGAAGCCAAUAAAAAGUUAUAAAGCUAAAAUAAGUUCUCAGUUUAUUGUGGUGGGACUGCCUACAGGAGUUGACUAUGAUUGACGUUUCAGACGCUUUUGUGUUGUGUGUACAGUAUGUUUUCAUAUAUUUAACUUAAACCUUAUGAGGAAAAAUGUUACUGUAUGUGAUGUAUGUGAUGGUUGUAAUACAUGUUUUGUCAUAUUUAGCAUUUAUAUUCUAGAUAAACUCAUAUUGCUGCCAUUUCUGUGUUUCUGUGCAUUUGAAGAACUGUAAUAAAAGCCCUCCAGCACUAGUUAUUUUAUGCUGUCCUGAGCAAACCUGCCUCAGUGUUAAAUUAAGAAAACCAAUACAUUAUCUUUCUUGCAUAAUUAUUUCUUGGACUUUUAACCUACUCAAUGGAGUCUACCUUGUAAAAAUAAAAAGUCUCAAAACAC